Molecule: messenger RNA, 992 nt
Organism: Plectropomus leopardus (leopard coralgrouper)
Lineage: Eukaryota; Metazoa; Chordata; Actinopteri; Perciformes; Serranidae
Product: histone H4
Cellular component (GO): nucleosome
Molecular function (GO): protein heterodimerization activity; DNA binding; structural constituent of chromatin
Source: RefSeq, a predicted model, not a curated record
AUGUCUGGUCGCGGUAAGGGAGGUAAAGGUCUCGGUAAAGGAGGCGCUAAGCGUCACCGUAAAGUUCUCCGUGAUAACAUCCAGGGAAUCACUAAACCUGCCAUCCGUCGUCUGGCUCGCCGUGGCGGAGUCAAGCGUAUCUCUGGUCUCAUCUACGAGGAGACCCGUGGUGUGCUGAAGGUAUUUCUGGAGAACGUCAUCCGUGAUGCUGUCACCUAUACCGAGCACGCUAAGAGGAAGACUGUGACCGCCAUGGAUGUGGUUUACGCUCUGAAGAGACAGGGCCGCACUCUGUACGGCUUCGGAGCGCCCAAGAAGGGCUCCAAGAAAGCGGUCUCUAAGAGCGUCAGCAAGACCGGUAAGAAGAAGAGGAGAACCAGGAAGGAGAGCUACGCCAUCUACGUGUACAAGGUGCUGAAGCAGGUCCAUCCCGACACCGGUAUUUCCUCUAAGGCCAUGGGAAUCAUGAACUCCUUCGUCAGCGACAUCUUUGAGCGUAUCGCCGGUGAGGCCUCCCGUCUGGCUCACUACAACAAGCGCUCCACCAUCACCUCCAGGGAGAUUCAGACCGCGGUCCGCCUGCUGCUCCCUGGGGAGUUGGCCAAGCACGCCGUGUCUGAGGGAACCAAGGCCGUCACCAAGUACACCAGCUCCAAAAUGUCUGGUCGUGGUAAAGGAGGUAAAGGACUCGGUAAAGGAGGCGCUAAGCGUCACCGUAAAGUUCUCCGUGAUAACAUCCAGGGAAUCACCAAACCCGCUAUUCGUCGUCUGGCUCGUCGUGGUGGAGUCAAACGUAUCUCCGGUCUCAUCUACGAGGAGACCCGCGGUGUGCUGAAGGUAUUUCUGGAGAACGUCAUCCGUGAUGCUGUCACCUACACCGAGCACGCUAAGAGGAAGACUGUGACCGCCAUGGAUGUGGUUUACGCUCUGAAGAGGCAGGGCCGCACCCUGUACGGCUUCGGAGGUUAAAUCACCGGCUUGACUCACUGCAA